UUAUCAUUAUGUAUACGUUUUCACGAUCUGAACAAUGUUUCUUUAUUAUAUAUGUAUGCUCCGCGACAGCCACACCUCCAUGAUCUCACUGCUGUAGAAAUCAUUAAUUUCUCUCUCUAAAUCGAAUCACUUCGUCUCUCCAGAGUUCGAGCAUGGCGAUUCCAGCAGGAGCUGUAAUCGUUCCGUUGGGGCUUAUUUUCUUUGCCUCUGGUCUCAUCGUCAAUCUCAUCCAGGGAGUUUGCUUUGUCCUUGUUCGGCCAUUCUCAAAGAAUACAUACCGAAGAAUAAACAGAGCGGUGGCAGAACUGUUGUGGCUCGAGCUUAUAUGGCUUGUUGAUUGGUGGGGAGGGGUUAAGAUUAAACUGUUCACAGAUUCGGAAACAUUUCAAUUAAUGGGUAAAGAACAUGCACUUGUCAUGUCUAACCACAGGAGUGACAUUGAUUGGCUUGUUGGAUGGGUUCUAGCUCAGCGAUCAGGUUGCCUCGGCAGCGCAUUAGCUGUAAUGAAGAAAUCAUCAAAAUUCCUUCCUGUCAUAGGUUGGUCAAUGUGGUUUUCUGAGUAUCUAUUUCUUGAAAGAAAUUGGGCCAAGGAUGAAAGCACUUUAAAGUUAGGUUUUCAAAGGUUGAAGGAUUUUCCUCAGCCUUUUUGGUUGGCUCUUUUUGUAGAAGGUACUCGCUUUACACAGGCAAAGCUUUUAGCAGCUCAGGAAUAUGCAGCUUUGACAGGGUUGCCUAUUCCUAGGAAUGUUUUGAUUCCUCGCACCAAGGGUUUUGUUUCAGCAGUACAUCAGAUGCGCUCAUUUGUCCCGGCCAUUUAUGAAGCAACAGUUGCUGUCCCUAAAAGUUCAUCUCCUCCUACAAUGCUAAGACUCAUUAAGGGGCAGCCAUCUGUGAUACAUGUGCACCUCAAGCGGCACUUGAUGAAGGAUUUGCCUGAAACAGAAGAUGCUGUCGCCCAGUGGUGCAGAGAUUUGUUUGUGGCCAAGGAUAAGCUAUUAGACAAACAUAUAGCUGAGGACACUUUUGACGGCCCGGAACAGGAUAUUGGUAGGCCAAGAAAUUCUCUAAUUGUCAUUCUCUCAUGGGCAUGCCUACUCAUUUUGGGGGUCGUGAAAUUCCUUCGGUGGACUUCACUUCUGUCCUCAUGGAAAGGUAUUGCAUUCUCGGCGAUUGGAUUGGCCGUUGUGCUGAUCCUUAUGCAGACCUUGAUCCAAUUCUCUCAGUCAGAGCGCUCGAAUCCUGCCAAGGUUGCCCCGGCAAAGCCCAAGAACGGAAGAGAGCCUUCAGGAAUAGGACAAGGUAAACAAGAGUAACAACAGUUCGCAGCCUGUUUACCAAAUCACAGUAGUUGGCACGUUAAUCUUUAAUUCUCUAUAGCUUUGUGUAGCACCUGUAUGUUUUAGAAAAUAGUCUCCUAAAAUGGAUGCCUUCGUUUGAAGUGGAUGUAGUCCUUUGAUUUCCAUUCAGAUGGGUUAUAUUUGUGCAUCUAAAUCUACACCACCCUUUGGUAA
Diospyros lotus (date-plum) is the source of this 1511-nucleotide messenger RNA. RefSeq names its product 1-acyl-sn-glycerol-3-phosphate acyltransferase 2-like. Lineage: Eukaryota; Viridiplantae; Streptophyta; Magnoliopsida; Ericales; Ebenaceae. The coding region runs from base 153 to 1313 and encodes 386 amino acids. Gene Ontology annotation, molecular function: 1-acylglycerol-3-phosphate O-acyltransferase activity. Gene Ontology annotation, cellular component: endomembrane system. The record is from RefSeq and is a predicted model, not a curated record. The transcript is spliced from 11 exons.